GGAUUUUUGCUAUACAUCCACAGCUUUUAGGUGAGAGUAAAGUUUUCCAGGUCUUUGUAGAAUGGAUCUCUGCGUGACUAUCAAAGGAGUUUCCUUCCUCUUGCAAACAGGUAUGGGCAUUUUGGGAAACGCUGUGGUGCUUCUAGCAUAUGCCAGCAUGAUCUGCAGCGAACCCAAGCUGCUUCCUGUGGACAUGAUCUUGUGCCACCUUGCCUUUGCCAACUUGAUGCUACUACUGACUCGAUGUGUUCCCCAGACCAUGACCGUGUUUGGCUUGAAGGACCUUCUGAAUGACCCUGGCUGUAAAGUGGUGAUCUAUGCCUAUCGUAUUGGACGGGCUUUAUCUGUUUGCAUCACCUGCAUGCUCAGUGUGUUUCAGGCAUUGACAAUAGCUCCUGCAGGACCCAGAUUGUCCAGGCUGAAGCCCUCUCUCCCUGCUCUGGUCCUUCCAACCUUUGCAGGGCUUUGGCUCCUUAACAUGGCCAUUUGUAUUGCAGCUCCUUUCUUCUCAAUGGCUCCACGUAACGGCACCAUCCCUGCUUUCACCCUCAACCUCGGCUUCUGCCAUGUAGACUUCAGAGACAACCUGUCCUAUGUUAUUAAUGGAGUAGCUGUUUCUGGGAGGGAUUUUGCCUUUGUAGCCCUGAUGUUGGGCUCCAGCGGUUACAUCCUCCUGCUUCUACACCGCCACAGCCAACAAGUGAGGGGGAUCCGUCGCUCUCAUGGCAGCGGGGCAGAAACUAGGGCGGCCAAAACUGUGGUGACCCUGGUAGUCCUCUACGUUGUGUUCUUUGGCAUUGAUAAUGUGAUCUGGAUCUACAUGUUGACGGUAUCAAAGGUUUCACCAGUGGUGGCUGACAUGAGGGUGUUCUUCUCUUCCUGCUAUGCCUCCCUCAGCCCCUACUUCAUCAUUUCAUCCAACAAGAAGGUCAAGAGGAAGAUUGUGUGCGCAGCAGAGCACGACCAACCAUUAGUGGACACUCAGGAAUCCGAUGAGAAAUGACUCUGCUCCUGUCUUGACAACUUGUCAUCUCAGAUGCAUUGCAACAAUUAUUCUCUUUCAAGCCUCUUAUUUGGAGUACUUUUAAAAUUUGACUAUCAUUUAGCACCUUACCAGUCCUUUAGGUUUCAGAAAUUCUGCAAUGGAUUGCUGUUAUUUCAAAAGAAUAGACAAUAUACAGGAUUUUUUUUCUAUGUAAAAACCAUGACAAGAUUGUAUCUUUAAUCCUUUA
Cyprinodon tularosa is the source of this 1232-nucleotide messenger RNA. RefSeq names its product olfactory receptor class A-like protein 1. Gene Ontology annotation, cellular component: membrane. Gene Ontology annotation, molecular function: pheromone receptor activity. Gene Ontology annotation, biological process: G protein-coupled receptor signaling pathway. NCBI's taxonomy places the organism in Eukaryota, Metazoa, Chordata, Actinopteri, Cyprinodontiformes, Cyprinodontidae. The record is from RefSeq and is a predicted model, not a curated record. The transcript has 2 exons. The coding region runs from base 62 to 1003 and encodes 313 amino acids.